UCAAGUGUUUCACAUAAAAAUAAAAACUUUAAAUAAAAGAUUGAACCCUAGCGAAAAACUUAAGACAUUAAAUCAUGUGGAAAUGUGGCAAACCACUUGAUAUGUGUAAAACACUAAGUAUCAGCGGGAUAUUACCAGCGUUUUUUAAUUCAGGCGAAAAACUUGAAAACACAAAUAUAACUGAGAAGAAUCCAACGACGGACAGUGCAAAAGUUCACGAUAGUUCAAGUCCGUACAGCGAUCAACAAAGAUCUAAUAUUUUCCAUGGAAUAACUGGAUUCUUUUCCAAGACGGGCGAGGCAUGGGAAACUAUAAAAAAUAAAGACUAUUCGGUGAUAACGAAUAGAUCAAACGAUGCAUGGGAAACUAUAAAAAAUAAGGCGAAUCCUGUGAUAAAGAAUGCACCAAAUUAUAUGCCAAAUUUUAACCAAUUGAAAUAUAUUAGCAAGGAAUUUAUGAAUAAAUUGGAGAGCCUAAGAGAUUCGAAGACCCAUGAACUAAUGCCGGACUUUUUGAGCAAUAAAAGCGUAAACGGAGAUUUUAAAAAAUCUACCGAGUUUCAACGUUUUUUCGACAACUACAAGAAAAAUAUGAAAAUGUCAAACACCUACCUUGAGGCAGCUAUUCAGAGCUUUGAACUCGUUGAUAGUGACAAGAAUAAAUGGGUCUUGGAGCAGCUACGUACAUUCAAGAAACAGGUGGCUGGGAUAAUCGCUAUUGGAAUGCUGAUUGCAGACACAUUUACGAACGCAAUUCGUCCUCAGGCAGAUGCACCCGUUGAAAUUGACCAGAUUGGUGAAAAUGAAACAAUGUUAAAUCAGCUGUGGAGACUUUCCAAGGGUGCACCUGCUCUUAUAGCAAUAUUUUUGCUAAUGUUAGGGGCAGAUACGACCUCAUUUUGCUUUGUCUCAGUGAUUUAUUAUUUGCUCUGGUACCUUUCAAAGUAGGUUACGAUAAAGCUUUGUUCUACUCCAAAAAGUGAAUAAUCCUUCCUAUCGAUCCAGGAACACAAUUCGAAUUGCUAUUUCAAAAUUAUAAAACUUAAAUCUUAAUCACUGUGAUUAAUUAAUAUGUUUUAUAAACUUUGAAUAUUUUUUCUAUCAAAUUAAUACAUAAACUUUACCAAUAAGUAAUAUAAUAAGAGAAAUGUGGAAAAAUGGAAAAUAAAGUUGAAUGUUUGCCUUUUUUGUAGAGAAAACAUUAUCG
Messenger RNA from Drosophila willistoni, 1206 nucleotides. Its product is annotated as probable cytochrome P450 12b2, mitochondrial. The transcript is spliced from 8 exons. Bases 75 to 947 code for a protein of 290 amino acids. The record is from RefSeq and is a predicted model, not a curated record. Lineage: Eukaryota; Metazoa; Arthropoda; Insecta; Diptera; Drosophilidae.